AUGGCUCCCUCAGCUCUCGCAGAUAUCUAUCCAAUCCCAACGAGGCACUACUCCAAGUCCUCGACUGUCGUAGCUUCGGUCUUACAUGGGCCAAGGGAUUUGCGGCUCGAAACUCGUACCAUUACGGAUCCCGCCGCCAAUGAACUCCAGAUCGCUAUCAAGGCCACUGGACUGUGCGGAAGCGAUUGUUCCUACUACAGCAAGUUCUGCAACGGUGAUCUGCAGGCUUGCGAGCCGUUGUCACUAGGCCAUGAGUCUGCUGGGGUUGUGGUUGCCAUCGGCGAGAGUGUUACCGGCUACCAGAUUGGCGAUCGUGUUGCUCUGGAGGUAGGUGUGCCGUGCGACAACUGCAGGUCAUGCCAACGGGGACGCUACAAUCUCUGCCCGAAGAUGAGGUUUCGGAGUAGCGCCAAAUCUGUGCCUCACUUCCAGGGGACGCUUCAGGAACGCAUCAACCAUCCAGCGAAAUGGUGCCACAAACUACCUUCGCAUGUUUCCAUGGAAUCGGCUGCGCUUCUGGAGCCUCUUUCUGUUGCCAUCCAUGCAACAAGAAGAGCCCAGAUCGAGCAGGGUGACACGGCCAUUGUUUUUGGCGCAGGCACAGUCGGCCUUCUGACAGCUGCGAUGGCCAAGGUGUCUGGCGCCACAACCGUUGUCAUCGCAGACAUCGACUAUGGACGAAUCAACUACGCCUUGGCGAACGGCUUCGCCCACAAGGGCUAUAUCGUGACCCCGCAGAAACAUGGCAACGAGACUGCUGAGAAGUUCGCCGUAGCCAAGGAGUUGGCUGCCGAUGUUAUGCAGAUUGCAUCCCAGAACGAGCCAGACUUUGAAGGUGCUGAUGUCACCUUUGACUGCACUGGAAAGGAAAUCUGCAUGCAAGCUGGACUAUACGCGACAAGGCCUGGCGGCAAGCUCAUCAUGGUCGGAAUGGGUACGCCAGUUCAGACACUACCCAUGUCAGCAUCUCAUCUGAAGGAGGUCGACAUCAUUGGCAUCUUCCGCUACGCCAACACCUACCCCACUGGUAUCAAGAUCCUGUCUGCCGGUGUACUUCCGAGUCUUGACAACAUGAUCACUCACAGGUUCCAUGGGUUGACGUCGACAAAGGAAGCUUUCGAGCUCGCCGGCAAGACGGUCGACAAAGACGGCAAGCUUGUUCUCAAAGUCCUCGUCGAGAUGUAA
This is a messenger RNA of Alternaria incomplexa, 1185 nucleotides long. RefSeq lists its product as uncharacterized. The transcript has 4 exons. The record is from RefSeq and is a predicted model, not a curated record. Gene Ontology annotation, molecular function: zinc ion binding; L-iditol 2-dehydrogenase (NAD+) activity. Bases 1 to 1185 code for a protein of 394 amino acids. Lineage: Eukaryota; Fungi; Ascomycota; Dothideomycetes; Pleosporales; Pleosporaceae. Gene Ontology annotation, biological process: D-sorbitol catabolic process.